AUGCGAGGCGCCCCCUCCGGCUCCCUACACGAUACACGCAUCAAAUUGACGGUUUUGAAGAGCGUAAUCGUACCGCCGCUAGAGUACGCCGGAGAAGUAUGGGAAGGAAAUAAGAAGGUAGUGAAAGAACUCGAGGCGGCGCAGAUGAAAGCAGCGAAAACCAUCCUAGGAUGCUCCAGGCGCACAAGUAAUGCAGCCGUCAGGGCAGAAUUGGGGAUCCAAUCCCUACGGUCGGGAAGAGACGCGAGGAAGCUGACCUGGCAGUAUCGCAUGUGCGGGAUGGGAGAGGAGAGGUUGCCGAGAAUUGUAUGGGAGGCGAAGUGGGCAAACAA
Messenger RNA from Ectocarpus sp. CCAP 1310/34, 332 nucleotides. Lineage: Eukaryota; Phaeophyceae; Ectocarpales; Ectocarpaceae. The record is from the annotation of a GenBank genome assembly.